AAUAUGGAUGAGACAAAAACCACGUGCGAUUAUUGCAAUUGUGACGUUUGUGACAAAGUGCGAUCUGAUCUUGAAAAAAUAUUCCGUGUUCUAGAUAUUUAUGGCUGGCUAUUGGAUUCAUACAUAGUGGACUUCUUUUUAGAAGAUUUAUGGAACAAAUUGCCUGGAGAAUGGCAAAAUACAUUAGAUGUUGUAAGUCCUCAAGAAUUGGGGAAAUGGAUUUUAGGAGAAGCUUGCGAAAGAGUUUGGCCUUUGUCUUUAAUGGCUCUAAGAGAAGUUAUUCGUAGUUUAGUAAUUAAUAGGAAUCAUAAUGAAGGUGAAGCUAUUAAAUGCAAGAAGCGAAGUAGCGAAGGAAAAUCUUUUAAUUCCCUAGAAGAAUUAGAUUCAGUUAAUUCCAAUUUAUAUGUCAAUGACUCCAAAUUCAAUAACCUUUUUAUAAAACACGUGAAGACAAAAAAGCGGUACGAAAUAGAGAAAAUGUCACAGAUUUUAGGAGAUUGUGCCUUAAAAGCAAAUUGCAAAUGCGUUGUUGAUAUUGGUGCUGGAAUGGGUCAUUUAGCUCGUGUACUUGCCUUUAAAUAUGGAUUUUCUGUAACUUGUGUUGAACAGGAUCCAUUAUUAACAGCACAAGCAAAAAAGUGUGAUGAACAAUUUCUCACAUCUUUACGAAAGUAUAAUCCUAAUUGUAAUGGAAAAUUACAGCACGUUUCAAUGACUGUGAAUGUUAAUGAUUCUGGAGAAGAAGUUGUGAAUUAUUUAACAAAAAGCUUUGAAAGUGAACAAACUUUAAUAACCAAAAGAAAAGAAUUGGGUUUAGUUGGAUUACAUCCUUGUGGUGAUUUAGCUACCACUUUAUUGAGAUUAUACUCAAACUGUGCCGAAGCAAAGUUCAUUUGCAUUGUGGGAUGUUGUUACAUGAAACUCACACGUAGUGGCGAUAAAUUUGCACUGAAAGGGUAUCCAAUGAGUCAAUACGUUUCAACUCUAGACAAUAAUGAAAUAUCUUUUAAUGCGCUCGAGGUUUCUUGUCAUGCUAUGGAAAAGCAUUGUGAUAAAUUAAAAGAGGAGAGAUUCAGCGACUUGAUUGUGCACACAUACAGAGCAGCUUUAGAAUACAUGUUGGUUCAAAAAAGCUCCAAGCUUCGGCGCAUACAAGUGAAUAGUGUAAAAGUAAAAAAUGGCAUGUGUUUUGAACAAUACUGCAAAGCUGCAGUAGCAAAUUUGGAACCGCAUAAACAACCUGAAGAUUUUUACUAUACACAACCGAAAAUAAUACAAUUUUUAAGUGAAUGGAAUAGAGUUUUAGUUUUCGGUUCACUUCGGCUAAUGCUAGCACCAUUAGUCGAAACUUGUGUUCUACUUGACAGAUUUUUGUUUCUUUCCGAAAAAAAAUUGGGUCCUUCUUUAAAAGCGGAAUUCGACUGCAGAGUUUCGCCCAGAAAUUUUGUAUUAAUAUCGUCUAAGUAGGAAGGUACUUAUGAAAUUAAUAUUUUUGUA
Belonocnema kinseyi is the source of this 1497-nucleotide messenger RNA. RefSeq names its product protein RRNAD1. The record is from RefSeq and is a predicted model, not a curated record. Bases 4 to 1467 code for a protein of 487 amino acids. The transcript is spliced from 8 exons. NCBI's taxonomy places the organism in Eukaryota, Metazoa, Arthropoda, Insecta, Hymenoptera, Cynipidae.